CUGCCAACCCCGCAACUGAAGUCCUCCAUUUAGUAUGAGAAAUAAAUGAGUGUCUUCAUUAGCUCACUAAACAUGAAGAUUUUGGACUAGAGAGAAAGAGUCUCAUAAUCUCAUAUGAUCACUCAUUCUUUUAAAGGCCGCAGAAACUAGUCUGCUUCUUAAAGAAAGGGAUUGUGGCUGUGGCAACUUGACAACGAGUCCAAGAAAAUGAGAGGAAAGCCAAUUAAUUCAGGAAAAGCCAUUCUUGUAUUUUGCAUUGCUAGCUUCAUAGCAGGGUCGCUGUUUACCAGUCGGACAUGGAAUCAUCCUUCUCCUUCAAAAACAAAGGAUCAUCAGAAUAUUCCUUUCGUUUCUCAUUAUGAGAACAAGCUGCAGGAAGUGAAACGAGAUUGCGAUCACAAGCGUAAAUUGGCUGAAGGAAGACCUGGAGAUAUCAUGGGAGAAGUUAGGAAAACCCAUCAAGCUAUCAAGACGCUUGAGAAUACAGUUUCUGCGUUAGAAAUGGAGCUAACAGCGGCUCGAACAAGCCAAUCAAGUAGCCAACUUUCACUAGAAAGACCCACAAAUCACUCUUUGCAAAAGGCAUUUGUUGUUAUUGGAAUUAAUACAGCAUUCAGCAGCAGAAAACGCCGAGAUUCAGUUCGAGAAACUUGGAUGCCAAAAGGGACCAAAUUGAAGGAAUUGGAGAAAGAGAAAGGGAUUGUGAUAAGGUUUGUGAUAGGACAUAGUGCAACACCAGGUGGAGUUCUUGAUAAAGCGUUAGACUCAGAAGAGGCAGAGCACAAAGACUUCCUUAGGCUAAAUCAUGUGGAGGGUUACCAUCAGCUCUCCACCAAGACUAGACUGUACUUCUCCACUGCAGUCUCUAUUUGGGACGCCCAGUUCUACGUCAAGGUCGACGAUGAUGUUCAUGUCAAUUUAGGUAUGCUAGCCACCACUCUCGCUAAAUACCAAUCCAAGCCAAGGAUUUACAUCGGCUGCAUGAAGUCUGGCCCUGUUCUCUCUCAAAAAGGCGUAAAAUAUCAUGAACCAGAGUACUGGAAAUUUGGAGAAGAAGGGAACAAAUACUUCCUACACGCAACUGGUCAAAUAUAUGCCGUCUCUAAGGACCUUGCUACCUAUAUCUCCAUUAACUCACCGAUACUGCAUAGAUAUGCGAAUGAAGAUGUUUCGCUGGGGUCUUGGUUCAUUGGGUUGGAAGUCGAACACGUAGACGAGCGUUCCAUGUGUUGUGGGACCCCUCCAGACUGUGAAUGGAAGGGACAAGUAGGAAAUGUAUGCGUGGCAUCAUUCGAUUGGUCAUGCAGCGGAAUAUGCAAAUCAGUGGACAGAAUGAAGCAAGUACACAAUUCUUGUGGGGAAGGAGAAGGCCGUGUUUGGAAUGUUGAUGUUUAAGAGCUAGUUAGCUCACAUUUAUUUCAUUAAUUAUAAAACUGUGUCAAACACACUCAAAGAGGGCCAAUGCACCUUCAUGUUAGAAUAUUCAUGCCCACAAUGAAAUAAAGAAUUAACUUUUUUUUUUUAACAAAAAA
Messenger RNA from Hevea brasiliensis (rubber tree), 1532 nucleotides. Its product is annotated as probable beta-1,3-galactosyltransferase 8. Gene Ontology annotation, molecular function: hexosyltransferase activity. The transcript is spliced from 8 exons. The record is from RefSeq and is a predicted model, not a curated record. Gene Ontology annotation, cellular component: Golgi membrane. NCBI's taxonomy places the organism in Eukaryota, Viridiplantae, Streptophyta, Magnoliopsida, Malpighiales, Euphorbiaceae. Bases 208 to 1395 code for a protein of 395 amino acids.